AUGUUCGUGGUAUUACUGCUUUUGGUGCCAGACCAGAACAAGUUCUUUGGACCCAUAGGUGUUGGCAGCCCCAACAACAGGAAAACAAUGUCAAUCCCUGAAAACUGCCCAAAGCUUGACGCCGCUUAUGAGCUCUCGCGCCCGUAUCCGCAAAAUUUGACAAUUCUAGAUUUGCCCAACGAGCUUCUGCUCGAAAUAUUCGACCACUUCAUCGUUCUCGACUCUGAGUUUCCGUUGCGUGGCUGGGACUGUCCUUGUGGCGAGGGUUUCGAGAGUUUGGUGAAUACACGCCUAGUCUGUCGUCGAUUUUGCGAGCUAGCCUCGCAGAAGGUUAUCCCCGUUGUGAGCAUUGCCCUCGACGAGGAACAUUCACUCAAGCGCCUGGAAGAAAUAUCGCACCAUCCCACGCUUGCAAAAGGCGUUCGCGUCAUUCGAAUAUGUCCCCUGUUCUACGCCCCUGCUUUCACCGAUUUCAGUCGGUACGUCUCAUAUCACGCUAAGGUCAUUUCCCACUAUGCGAACCCAGAUUAUAUCUACAAAUCUAACCCGGAACAAGACCCCUCGGUGGUAGAUGAGAUGAUUGCAAACGCAAAAGCCAUCGCCUCAUUCCUAGAACGCCUUGCAUCGCCAGACUACAACAUUGGCGGGCACGGCGAGCGAGAAGAAGAGGAUCGAGAAUGGGCAGUGGAGCUUCAUCAAGAGUAUGUGGCCCGCCUCAAGAGGCAGGAGUUGCUGGUAACAAGCGGGAAGUUUUCCCGGGUUGUUGCCUCUGCUAUGGCAAGACUCCCAGCCAGCCCCGACGUUUGGAGUCAAUUCUCUAACUAUAUGCUUGCGCCAACUAGCAGCUCACAUACGCACAGAUACAACCUCGGGCCACUUCCCAGCUACUCAUUCCUUAUCGAUUUGGUGAUUAAGCUUCGACACAAGGGCGUUUUGCUCAAUGGCAUCUCCGUUUCCUUAGGCAACAUUGGAGGCCCGGGGAGCCUGGUGCUUGCCCCGGAUAUCCGGAAUCAGCUCUCGCUGUGUAUGCAGGAGCUAAGGGUUUUCGACUUUGCCCUCGGUAGGAUAGGGCGUGACCCAAAGGCGGGCAAUCUUAACGAGUUAUUAUUUGCCUGCUUGGACACUUGUAGCUUGCAAAGUGUCAACGUACUUGAUAACUUGCGCGACACAGAUGGUCUGGAACCUAUAGAUCUGGGCAAAAUUAUGGGCUCGAGGUCUCGAAAGAAUCUCACUCGUGUUGGCUUCAGUGGACUCUCCACCGACUUGUCUAAGCUAAUCGUCGUCCUCAAAGCAUUGGCCGGAAUCGAUGAUCUGCUUCCAGCUGAAGCGGGUCCGUAUGCGCAACGGUACCUGGAAACGGGCUCUGGAUGA
Molecule: messenger RNA, 1371 nt
Organism: Chaetomium globosum CBS 148.51
Lineage: Eukaryota; Fungi; Ascomycota; Sordariomycetes; Sordariales; Chaetomiaceae
Exons: 5
Coding region: 1-1371 (456 amino acids)
Source: RefSeq, a predicted model, not a curated record